Venustampulla echinocandica is the source of this 1380-nucleotide messenger RNA. RefSeq names its product putative l-galactonate dehydratase protein. Bases 1 to 1380 code for a protein of 459 amino acids. Gene Ontology annotation, biological process: amino acid catabolic process; carbohydrate catabolic process. Gene Ontology annotation, molecular function: magnesium ion binding; hydro-lyase activity. The record is from RefSeq and is a predicted model, not a curated record. Lineage: Eukaryota; Fungi; Ascomycota; Leotiomycetes; Helotiales; Pleuroascaceae. The transcript is spliced from 6 exons.
AUGGGAUCCCAAGCUCAACUCGACGUCGCCGACGUCAAAAUCCUCGGCUUUACAGUUACAGAUCUCCGUUUCCCAACGAGUCUCGAUGGUGUUGGCUCAGAUGCCAUGCACGUCGGCACCAACGGCUCUCACCCAUACGUGCGCCUUGAGACCAACCAGCCCGGUCUCGUCGGCGAGGGAAUUGCAUUCAGCAAUGGCCGCGGUAGCGAAAUCGUCUGUAUGACCCUCAAUGUCUUUGCGCAGCGCGUCGUCGGACGCACCCUCCAUGAGCUCGUUCGCAACAUGGGUAAGACCUGGCGUUACAUGGUCUCAGACUCACAGUACCGCUGGAUCGGUCCUGAGAAGUCCGUCACCCACCUCGCCGUCGCUGGUGUCCUCAAUGCCGUCUGGGAUCUAUGGGGAAAGGUGCUUAGCAAGCCAGUGUGGCGUAUUGUCGCUGAUAUGACCCCGGAGGAGAUUGUCGGCUGUAUCGAUUUCAGAUAUAUCACGGAUGUGAUCACACCAGAGGAGAGCAUAGAGAUGCUGAAGAAGACCCAGGCUCGGAAGCAGGAGAGACUAGAGGAGGCGUUGGCGGAUAAAGCUGUGCCGGCUUAUACUACAUCACCGGGCUGGUUGGCGUUUUCAGGAGACCGCAUGAAGGAGGUUUUGCACGAGACGAUUGCACAGGGAUACACAGUGUUCAAGUUUAAGGUCGGCACGAGCAUCGAGACGGAUCGCGCUCGUUUGUCGGCUGUGCGUGACAUUUUGGGGUAUGAUAACGAGUACCAGAUUAUGAUUGAUGCGAACCAAGUAUGGAGUGUACCAGAAGCGAUCGAGUAUAUGAAGCACUUGGUUGAGUUCAAGCCUGUAUUUAUCGAGGAACCCACAAACCCAGAUGAUGUCCUAGGACACGCAACAAUCCGCAAGGCGCUCAAGCCAUAUGGCGUCGGUGUCGCAACCGGCGAGGCGGCACAAAACCGCGUCACAUUCAAGCAGCUCCUUCAAGCUGAAGCCACUGAUGUCUGCCAAAUUGACGCUGUCCGCCUUGGUGGCGUGAACGAGUGUUUGGCGGUCAUGCUCAUGGCUCUCAAAUACGACGUUCCCUGCGUACCACACAACGGCGCCAUGGGUCUCACAGAGUUGACUUCCCAUCUCAGCACCAUCGACUACAUCGCCAUCAGCGGCCGCAGGUCCAUGUUGGAGAACGCAGACAGCCACCGUGAGAACCUCCGCCACCCAUCGAAGAUCGUCAACGCACACUACGUGACACCUUUGGCACCUGGAUACUCCACGGGAUACACGGAUGAGGCAUUGGAGAAGUACACAUACCCAACCGGAUCUUUCUGGAGUUCCGAGAUCGGCCUGCAGAUUAUGGCUGCGCCGACUGGCGGAGAAUUAUAG